GAGAGAGAGAGAGAGAGAGAGAGAGAGAGAGAGCAACUAACCGAGACAGAAAGACACUGCAUGCAACUGAGACACUUCUGCUCUGUGCCUGAUGUCCAUCAGGUCCCGUGCUUUUAAAAGGAUUCAAUACAGCGUGUCAGGGAUUCUGAGAGGAGAUUCACUCAGAGCGAUGGAGGAUAGAUGGAGUCAGAUGGACGAACAACAUCUGAUGAGUGGGAGAGAAGAAAGAACCGUUUAAUAUGAAGCACGAACAGUUCAGGAGUCGAGAGGGAAUUGAUCAUCAACAAACGUCAAGCAACGGGAUCCAGGACAACUCUGGGGCAUUUAGAGGAAAAGCAGAUCUGCUUCUCUGCUGUUUUCACUGGCUCCUAUUCCUGCAUGGAUCAACUUCGACCUGACCAUUGACCUUUGACCCGUGAGUGACUUAUUAGGGGGGAUUUGGCGCAACCAAAACCUCGACUCUUGUAGAGCACAGAGCUACUCUACCCACAGAAUGUUCUGGAAACUGGCCUUACCUGCCAUUCUGGCCUGCACCCUCUGUGCGUCCAUGGAAACCAAGAAGCUCCGCCCACGAAGCUCCAUCCCCUCCCCUUACAAGCUGAAAGGCAAUGAGCUGUUGUCUUCCUCGUCCAUCACACUAUCAUCCCUGUCUCAGCAACCUCCAUCAAAACGGCACAAAGGCAAACAGGAAGUGCUGCUGUCGAGUCGUGAGGCGCUGGUGGUGACCGAGCGGAAGUACCUGAAGAGCGACUGGUGUAAAACCCAGCCGCUGAAGCAGACUGUUAGCCUGGAGGGCUGUGUGAGUCAAACCAUCAUCAACCAUUUCUGUUAUGGCCAGUGCAAUUCGUUUUACAUCCCACGACAUCUGGCUCCCGCAAAUGGCCGCCAUGGUCGAAAACGGACGCCGAAGUCCAACCACGGUGCUUCCUUCCAGUCCUGUUCUUUCUGCAAACCUCACCGGAUCUCCACACUAACGGUACGGCUUCACUGUCCCAGGUUACAGCCCCCGUACCGACAUCGGAAGGUCCAGCGCAUUAAGGAAUGCAGGUGCAUGUCGGUUAGCGUCAGUGACACCCACUGACCAAGGGGGAUUGUUGGAAGUGGUUCUCGAUACAACAAACUGAGCCUGUUUUUACUGAAUGGACAUGCUAUAGAUAAAAAGCCAGAAGAAAAAAAUACCUUGAACUGAUAUCUAGAUGGAUAUACUUCAGUCAGACUGGAAAUGGAUUUGAAGUCUGACAAUGCGAAGCAGUGAUACAAACACCAUACAAACCUUCAAUAAUAAAUAAUAGUUGAUUGUGCUUAAUGAAGUGCUAUCCAUUAGUAAAAAGAAAUUCACAUUUACUUAUUUGGCAGAUGUUUUGGUCCAAAGCAACUUACAACUGGGCUGAGAAGGUGAGAGUUAAGAGUCUUGCUCAAGGAUCCAACAACUCCUGAGCCUUAGUCUUCACAUCAAGCCUGGACAAUGGAUACUGGUGUCAUGGUAAAUCCUAUAGCUUGGUGAAGUAUAUAAUCAGACAUUGGGAUUUCAAGAUUUCAAGUCUGGCAAUCCUUCAUGGAUACUCUCUCUCUCUAAGAUGCAAAAUAAAUAAAUAAAUAAAUAAAUAAAUAAAUAAAUAAAUCUGCCCAUUGUACCACUUCCUGGCCAUGUGAAAUUGUUCAAAGUAAACACUGCUAUAACGUCUACGUGCGAGUGUGAAGGCCAAAAUCUCAAACGAUCACAAGAGAUGAAAUGGGAUUCAACACAAUGACAAAUUGAAUCACCGCUAAUUAGAACUAUUUUCCGAUUAACAUCGGAAAAGGAAUAUCGGAAAAUUAGUGCUGCUACACCUCCAUCUUAGAUCCGUUCAGGCCAACACAGGACUGGUCAAGGCUUGCACCAAACUGACGUCAUAGCAAUAUGUCACCUGGACUUUGGUGACAUAGAUGAAAGAACGGCAGUGUUAUUAAUAUGGAUUUCACGACACAGGUUACAGGAUUCGUCCUGAUGGACACGCUGUAGGUGUGAAAGCAAAAACGUCGGGACAAGAUCGCAUCCAUUAUACCACUACUUGGCACCUUGACCUGAUUUUGGCACCUUGAACUGACUGUCGUUGUGAAUAUUGUGCACCAAUAUGAUCCAUCAGCCAUUAAAAACAAAUAAAUAACAGUUGCUGGAAGUAUA
Molecule: messenger RNA, 2164 nt
Organism: Ictalurus punctatus (channel catfish)
Lineage: Eukaryota; Metazoa; Chordata; Actinopteri; Siluriformes; Ictaluridae
Gene: grem2a
Product: gremlin 2, DAN family BMP antagonist a
Exons: 3
Coding region: 494-1081 (195 amino acids)
Biological process (GO): animal organ morphogenesis
Molecular function (GO): BMP binding; receptor ligand activity
Source: RefSeq, a predicted model, not a curated record